GGAUUUUUCUGGAUCUCCAAACUCUUUUUCCUGGAGGAUUUUUCCCGGAGGAUUUUUCCUCAUCUCCCAACUCUUCCCAAAGAUCCCUUUUUCCCCUCUGAGCUUUCCUCCGGCGUGGCCGCCUCCACCUGGUGACAACCUGGUGACAACCUGGUGACAACCUGGUGACAACAGCCUGACCAAAGUCCUCCACCACCUCCCCGCAGCGCUUUUAUCCCUGUCCUUUCCAGGGAUGCUCCCCAAAAAACCCUUCGACGGCCCCACCGCCCCUUACGGACCACCCCCUCCAGCAUUUGGGCCACCACCGCCGGGAUUCGGGCCAGCGACCGGCGAUUUCGGCUACGACUUCACCUCCCGCUCGCCACCGCCGGGCUCCUACUACGUGGAGGACGUUCCCCAACAUUUCUACAAGUGGUGGUCGCCGCCGGGGCUGGUGCGGGCGCUGGAGGCCGCGGUGAUGCUGCUCUGCGUCGCCGUCUUCGCCUGCGUGGCCUCCACGCUGGCCUGGGAAUACGGCUACGGCUACGGUGGCUACGGGAACGGCCUGGGAGGCUUCUACGGCUCCGGUUAUUACGGCGGAGGGGUGAAUUACGGUUACGGGUACGGUUAUUACGGCGGUGUCACCAACCCGCGGACGGCCAACGGUUUCAUGAUGGCCAUGGCGGUGCUCUGCUUCCUGGCCCAGCUGGGAUUUCUGGUGGCCGGUUUGAGCAGGUCCGGCGGGUCGAGGUCGCGCCGGUUCUACCUGGCGGUGCUGGUGGCCAGCGCGGUGCUGGCGUUGGUGAUGUUGGUGGCCAGCAUCGUCUACGUGGUGGGGGUGAACCCGCAGGCGCAGAUGAGCGGCGGGGGCUACUACUACAGCCCGCUGCUGGCC
This is a messenger RNA of Cyanistes caeruleus (blue tit), 874 nucleotides long. Lineage: Eukaryota; Metazoa; Chordata; Aves; Passeriformes; Paridae. The record is from RefSeq and is a predicted model, not a curated record.